Molecule: messenger RNA, 2514 nt
Organism: Pygocentrus nattereri (red-bellied piranha)
Lineage: Eukaryota; Metazoa; Chordata; Actinopteri; Characiformes; Serrasalmidae
Gene: paqr7a
Product: progestin and adipoQ receptor family member VII, a
Exons: 2
Coding region: 132-1202 (356 amino acids)
Biological process (GO): response to steroid hormone
Cellular component (GO): plasma membrane
Molecular function (GO): nuclear steroid receptor activity; steroid binding
Source: RefSeq, a predicted model, not a curated record
AGCGGGCAGUGGUCGCGCUGCAGCUCUGCAGCCGUUCAGAAGCUAACGGCGGAGGAAGGAGCUCGAGGUGAGCUCAGAGCGCGAGGACCUGCCGGACAAACGCGGCCAGUCACACACCUCUACACAUUGCCAUGGCAACCACAGCGAUGGAGAAGAUUGGCUGGCUGUUCAUUAACCUGCAGCAGGUGAGGCGGGUGCCACAGAAGCUGAGAGAGGCGGUGCCCUCCGUGCCCCCCACGGUGCGAGAAGCCGAGGUGCCCAGCUUUUUCCGCGAGCGCUACGUCCACACCGGCUACCGACCGCUGCAUCAGAGCUGGAGAUACUACUUCCUGUCUCUGUUUCUGCGCCACAACGAGACCGUAAACGUGUGGACGCACCUGCUGGGUGCGCUGGUGGUCCUCGCCCAAGCGGCUCAGCUGGCGGAGAGCGUGGAUUUUCUGGGUGAUCCUCACAGUUGGCCGCUGCUGGUUCUCCUCCUGUCCUCUGCAACCUACCUGACCUUCAGCGCCUUGGCUCACCUGCUCGGUGGCAAAUCCGAGUUCGUCCAUUAUGGCUUCUACUUCCUGGAUUACGUGGGCGUGGCGCAGUACCAGUGCGGCAGCGCCGUGGCACAUUUUUAUUACGCCGUGGAGCCGAGCUGGUACGAGCGCGUGAGCGGGAUCUUCAUGCCUGUGGCGAGUUUGCUCAGCUGCCUGUUCUGUGUGGGCAGCUGUUACGGAAAGUACCAGAACUACAGCCUUCCGUCCUGGGUGCGUAAGGUGGGUCAGGUGGUGCCCUCGGCUCUGGCCUACGUUUGGAACACCAGCCCUGUGGUUCAUCGCAUUGGGCUCUGGUACCUGUCCGACUCCAGAAGCGACCGUGCAGUGAUGUUCCACUGUGGUCAGGUGAUCUUUUUUCUGUGCGGCGCGUUCUUCUUCACCCACCCUCUGCCCGAGCGCCUGUUCCCGGGUCACUUUGACUUUCUGGGUCAGGGUCACCAGCUGUUCCACAUGUUCCUGGCACUCUGCACUCUCUCCCAGAUCCACGCCUCGUACCUGGACUACCUCGACCGGAGACACAUCUACACUCAUCUCCACGGUGACGGAGCAGCACUGAAUUUCUCUCUGCUGUACGUGGUGACGAUGGCGGUCGGCGCUCAGAUCGCUGCCUGCGUGAUGAAGAAAGUUAAAAACCUGCUGGAAUGUGAGAAAAAGGCCAAGUAAAGACAGAAAGACCUUCGAAAGUAGUUUGCACUUUUGCCCAAGUGCACUUACAGACCUGCAUUCCAUAAAUGUUGGGACAGUGUGUGAAAUCCAGAUAAUAACAUGAACAUUGUGAAAGUCCACUUUUACCUGUAUUUGAACUAAAUGGACCAGAACAAAGACGAGAUAAUUGAUAUUGUAUCUUGACCACUGUAUUGUUUUUUUAUAAAUACACAUUCAUUCUGAAACUGAAGGCUGCAACAUGUUCCAAACGGAGUAAGUCUGUCCUCUGCACAGCGGAAGUCACCCAUCAACAACAUCCAGAAACGCCGCCGACUUCUCUGGGCUCAGGCUCAUCUGAAACGGACUGAAGCUCAGUGGAAGCUCUUUUGGACUGACCCGCCCGCUUCUCCAAAAAAAACAUGAAGCACAUGCGAAUUUCAAGCAGCCCAAACAACUGAGCAGCUGAAGACUCGUCUAACAGAACAAUGUCAAAAAUCAUGAAUCAGUUUUAAGUCUUUAGUUCCUUAAACGAUUAUUAAGAGCUGCUUAAGGAAAGCUGAAGGCAGUGUGAUGACGUGUGGGACAUCUUACAGGCAUCCGAUUUGGAAUUAGCAUAUUACAAAAAACACAAACGUUCCUGAGGAGAAAUAAUAAUGCUUUUUUAUUGUUUUCAGUCUAAUGCAGGUCAAACACAGUUUACUGAGGUUUGUAGAUUUUCCUCUUUCUGUGUUUGGUUGCUGGACUGUGUCGGUCAUUCAGCCUCAGAAACUAACGACCAUCAAUUCAGCAGUGAACCAGUUUCAGCAUGAAUCUGAUUAGCCGUUUAAACUUUCUACACUCUGCAGUAUUUUAAUUGUAUUUGUCACAAAUGCAGUUAUUUAACAUGUUUUGUUUUGGGAACACUGACAAACUUAUGGUUACAUUUUUAUAUAAAACGUUAAAAUGAGUUUUUUAUGUAAACAACAAACGUUCAAGCACAGUGUUUAACAGGUUCUGUUUCAGUGCUGUUUAUAAUGCUCUCGUCCACUUUGACUCCUUACAGGUGUUCACACAGUGAAGGAGGGGGGGUCAGUGAGGAGCAGAUUAUUGGGAGGGGUCAGGGUAGAGCAGAUUAUUUGGAGGGGUCAGUGAGGUCUCUGUGUAUCCUUUAGCCUGUAGCCUCAGCCCAUAAACAUCAUACUUAAGGUGGCACCGGGGAUUGUCUCGAAGGGACAAGGUGAGGCUGAGUGGACGAGGGCAGUUAAAGCCGGUGUUGUAACAGGCAGUCAGACUUAUCAGUGUACAUGUUUCUGCAAAAUUUUGUUUAAUCUAAUAAAAGUAGUUGUGGUCA